Molecule: messenger RNA, 2411 nt
Organism: Bufo bufo (common toad)
Lineage: Eukaryota; Metazoa; Chordata; Amphibia; Anura; Bufonidae
Gene: TAX1BP3
Product: Tax1 binding protein 3
Exons: 4
Coding region: 106-480 (124 amino acids)
Biological process (GO): neurotransmitter receptor transport, endosome to postsynaptic membrane; neurotransmitter receptor transport postsynaptic membrane to endosome
Cellular component (GO): postsynaptic membrane; adherens junction; postsynaptic density
Molecular function (GO): protein binding
Source: RefSeq, a predicted model, not a curated record
GUGGGUCAGUUAGUUAUUAUUCAUGAGCUGGGCGUGUGCGAGGCCCGGGGUAGCUUUGUCCAGUUGCGGGUGGUGUCGUCGGCGAGUUGUGCGAUAGUUGCAAAGAUGUCGUAUAUUCCGGGACAGCCGGUCACCGCCGUUGUGCAAAGAGUUGAAAUCCACAAGCUGCGUCACAGAGACAACCUGAUCCUAGGGUUCAGUAUCGGAGGUGGCAUCGAUCAAGACUCCAGCCAGAACCCCUUUUCGGAGGACAAGACAGAUAAGGGCAUCUAUGUCACACGAGUGACUGAGGGAGGACCUGCAGAGGUGGCUGGACUUCAGAUGGGAGACAAAAUCAUGCAGGUGAAUGGGUGGGACAUGACCAUGGUCACACAUGAUCAAGCCAGAAAACGUCUCACUAAGAAAAAUGAGGAAGUAGUCCGACUUCUAGUGACCAGGAAAUCCCUCCAGGAGGUCGUCAGGCAGUCUAUGAGGCAGUAAAAAUCGCACUGCUGCCCAGAUCUCGUCAUCUUCUAGUACACAGGUUGAACUAAAGGCCAUCUUCCGUGCAUGUGUUGUGGCUGGUCUCCAUAUCUCAGUAAUUGGGACAUAGUCAGCCGCAGCACGUGCAUUUAGCACACACCACCAUUUCCAAUAUAUGUCACUUUAUAUUGCUAGCAGGGGUGUCCUAUAAUCGCCAUUACUAUAUAGGGUACUCUUAGGUUUAUAAAGAACAUGCGUUCUCCAGUGAGAAGCGAGAACUGGACCCUAGAUGCUGGUCCACACUUGGUCUCACUUUAGCGACAUGUUCCAAUUGAAAAUGCUUUUAGAUAUAAGCUAUUGACUUUAUUUUACGCCACUUUAUACUCACAUCGGGGUGGUGCAUUUCCCUUUAAUAAGAUUCUGCGCAGUAAAAUGCUUCCCCUAUGAGAACUGAUAUUUUACAUUGGCUGACGACAAAGAACAGUAGCUUGCACUUUUAUUAAGCACAUUCCAUUGUGUUCACAUCCCUUCAUACUGUCAUGUGUUUUAUAGGGGAUCUGAAAUGUCUGUUGUAGUAAAUACUGGAAAUAACAAUUCUGAGGCACCUUUUCUUUGAACUCUGCAUUGUGCUCUUCCUCUGUUUUUCCUCCUGGAAAUGUAUGACUAAAAUGGCAACUGAGUGUUCUCCUUGUCAAAGGUGUGUUUCUCUACUCAGUUUGGCACUGUCCCUUUAAAGGAGUUAUCCAAGGCUAUAACAGACCUCCCAGAGUGGCCGACCCGCGGUGGUGAUCAUGCUUACCUGGUCCCUUACGUCACCUGUGACGGAGGGAGAACAGGUCAUCGCUGCGGCUGGCGAUUUGGCUGCAGCGGUCGUGUGCCCCCCGUCAACUGGAUGUUGAUUUCAGUGCAGCCAGGAGAUGAAAAGCCAGCGGUGGAGCGAUGGAGACUGAACCCAGCGGCAGCAACCAGGUAAGUAUGAUCACCACCGCAGGGCGGACACUCUGGGAGGUCUUUAUUAGUAGUCUUGGAUAGCUCUUUUAAGUACUGACUUUGGAGAGAUACUCUAUUGACAACGGGAAUGGUAGCCAGUUGUCAGGAUACAUUUCCAGGAGGAAUAACCGAGGAACAGCCCAACGCAUGGUUCAAGGAAAAGGUGCGCUUACAUUGUAAUUUCAUGGGGCAUGCGAGUAUUUACUAAAAUGGAACUGACAGGUCGUUAAAAUGGUUUCCCACCUUUCAGAGAUUGAUGACCCCCACUGAUCAGCUGUUGGCGGCAGCCACCGGAAGCAGAAAGCUCAGUCCAGCGCGCAGUGGCUGUGCUGGCGAGCCGAGCUGCAGGACGCCGGUGACUGCUGAAAAUAGCUGAUUGUGGGGGUGCAGUGUGUUAGACCUCCACCGAUCCGGAGCAUAGGUCAUCUGUAUCUAAACGGGUGGAAAAACCCUUUAAACCUUCUUUUACUAAUUCUGACACCAUAAGGUGGUUUGGGGAAAAAAACACCACUAUAGUUCUUUUUGACCCAAAGCCAGAAAUGGAUCCAGCAAGAAGAAAUACGUCUAUAGUUUCCAUUUAACCUCCCACUAUCCAUCUUGCUUAUUAUUUUAUUAACUGGAGGAUACAAGAUGGACCUGGACAGCAAUGGCAGGGACGGUUGUUGCUUCUGCUAAAUGUUAACCAGUAUUCCCAGCAUGUACAUUAUCACCGGGACUGUCUACAGCGAUACAUGAACCAAAGACUAACACCAAUCCUAUUGUGCCGAUUGUAGGUCACGGCUCUGCCGGCUGGUCCACAUUUGAUGUAGAUUUUAAGAUUUGCAGUAUGUGUCUAAUUUCAGGAACUGUUUGGGGCUCCUCAAUAAAGGGGGAUCUUUUUUUAUUAAUCUGUCUCGGGAUUCGCACGGCCAUAUUUGAGAUCUGUUUAAUUAGAAUUUUUUUUUUCCAAAAGGAAGUGG